GGGAAAAGAAAGAGCUCGAGUGAGAAAAACAAAGAGCAAAUGUGGGCCGAGGUGACUUCAUGCCUCACCAAUGUCCCGCCCACGCUGCUCAGAGCUGUGACUGAUGCUGCCGCCAGGGCUGUCGCCGCUCCUGCGGGCAGCAAUAACAGCUAGGCGCUCCGGUAGCGUGGGGAGGUUUCCUAGCAACUCUCCGCCCUAAGUGCUCCCUGCUACCGGCAGGUGUGGAGUCUCCCACCCCUGGGGGCAGAGCAGGACCACCCCUCUCCCGUCCCUCGCCAGCCUCUCUCGCAUCCUAGCAGUGUGCACCUCCGAGCGCACCAGCAACCUGGGCUCUGGACUGUGGGACGCCCGAGCCGCGCACUGAGGCAAAAACGACCAGGGCACGCAGCCCCCGCUCCGCAAAGCCGGGUUCCCGUACCCCGUGGGAACCUCCCCUUCUGCGCUCUUGGCCACCAGCCUCACUCCCGGCCAGGCAGGGAGAGGCGAUGUCUCGCUCUGUGCCUGCCGAUGUCAGCGGGUGCUUCUAGGGCGCUCCCACAGCCGCCUCCCCCUGUUGCUGGCAUCCCGAGCUUCCUCCCUCGUCAGCCGGGACGCUGCCGACUUGUUGCCCGCUGCUCCGCAGACGAGGCUGCAAGCUGCCACUAGUGGAGGUGGCCUGCCUGCCCACCUGUGGAAGAAACCGCCCAGAUUGAUGCGCCAUCGACUUUUUCCCCUCGACCUCACCAGCGUCCCCUCCCACAGAUUCAGCAUCACCCAGUGAAUGUACAUUAGGGUGGUUCCCCCCUCACCACCAGCUUCGGGCUUUGUUUGGGUUUGAUUGUGUUUGGCUCUUCGCUAAGCCGAUUUAUGCAGCAGAAGUCCCACCGGCUAGAGAGAAACAAAAGCUCUUUUCUUUGUCCCAGAGCAGGCUGCGGAGCCCUUGAGGAGACUUCUCUCCAGUAGCCGCCGGGGCCCUUGGCAGUCGAAGGAGGUGCUUCUCGCGGAGACCCUGGGACCCGCUGUACCAUGGCAGGAGGGCCGCGAGGGCCCUGAGAUGACGAGGAGUGCCCGGGUCCGCUCACCUGCUUCGCUUGCUCCGAGCCGCGGGGUCCGCCUGCUGGGCCUGCGGGAAACGUCCUAGAGACACUCGGCCCCCGAGGUGCGCUCGUGAGGCGCGAGCACGAGACCGGAAAGCAGCCAGGCGGCGGGCGCGAGGCGGGCUGUUUUGCAUUAUGUGCGGCUCGGCCCUGGCUUUUUUUACUGCUGUUCCUGCCUGCCUGCAAAAGGACCGGCGAGGUCCCGCCUCGUUCUUCUGGGCAGCCUGGGUGUUUUCACUUGUUCUUGGACUGGGCCAAGGUGACAAUAGAUGUGCAUCUUCCAAUGCAGCAUCCUGUGCCAGGUGCCUUGCACUGGGUCCAGAAUGUGGAUGGUGUGUUCAAGAGGAUUUCAUUUCAGAUGGAUCAAGAAGUGAACGUUGUGAUAUUGUUUCCAAUUUAAUAAGCAAAGGCUGCUCAGUUGAUUCAAUAGAAUACCCAUCUGUGCAUGUAACGAUACCUACUGAAAAUGAAGUUAAUACCCAGGUGACACCAGGAGAAGUGUCUAUCCAGCUGCGUCCAGGAGCUGAAGCUAAUUUUAUGCUGAGAAUUCAUCCUCUGAAGAAAUAUCCUGUGGAUCUUUAUUAUCUGGUUGAUGUCUCGGCAUCAAUGCACAAUAAUAUAGAAAAAUUAAAUUUUAUUGGAAAUGAUUUAUCUAGAAAAAUGCAAUUUUUCACCACUGACUUUCGUCUUGGAUUUGGCUCGUACGUUGAUAAAACAGUUUCACCAUACAUUAGCAUCCAUCCUGAAAGGAUUCAUAAUCAAUGCAGUGACUACAAUUUAGACUGUAUACCUCCACAUGGGUACAUUCACGUGCUGUCUUUGACAGAGAACAUCACUGACUUUGAGAAAGUAGUUCACAGUCAGAAGAUCUCUGGAAACAUAGAUACACCAGAAGGAAGUUUUGAUGCCAUGCUUCAGGCAGCUGUCUGUGAAAGUCAUAUUGGAUGGCGAAAAGAAGCUAAAAGAUUGCUACUGGUGAUGACAGAUCAGACAUCUCAUCUUGCUCUUGAUAGCAAAUUGGCAGGCAUAGUGGUGCCCAAUGACGGAAACUGCCAUCUGAAAAACAACGUCUACGUCAAAUCGACAACCAUGGAACAUCCCUCACUAGGCCAACUUUCAGAAAAAUUAAUAGACAACAACAUUAAUGUUAUUUUUGCAGUUCAAGGACAACAAUUUUAUUGGUAUAAGGAUCUUCUACCCCUCUUGCCGGGCACCGUUGCUGGUGAAAUAAAAGCAAAGUCUGCAAACCUCAAUAAUUUGGUAGUGGAAGCCUAUAAGAAACUCAUUUCAGAAGUGAAAGUUCAGGUGGAAAACCAGGUACAAGGCAUCUAUUUUAACAUUACCGCCAUCUGUCCAGAUGGGUCCAGAAAGCCAGGCAUGGAUGGAUGCAGAAACGUGACAAGCAAUGAUGAAGUUCUUUUCAAUGUAACAGUUACAAUGAAAAAAUGUGAUGUCACAGGAGGAAAAAGCUAUGCAAUAAUCAAACCUAUUGGUUUUAAUGAAACCACUAAAAUUCAUAUACACAGAAACUGCAGUUGUCAGUGUGAGGACAACAGAGAACCUAAAGGAAAGUGUGUAGAUGAAACUCUUCUGGAUUCCAAGUGUUUCCAGUGUGAAGAGAAUAAAUGCCAUUUUGAUGAAGAUCAGUUUUCUUCUGAGAGUUGCAAGUCACACGAGGACCAACCUGUUUGCAGUGGUCGAGGAGUUUGUGUUUGUGGGAAAUGUUUAUGUGACAAAAUUAAGCUUGGAAAAGUGUAUGGAAAAUACUGUGAAAUGGAUGACUUUUCUUGCCCAUAUCAUCAUGGAAAUCUGUGUGCUGGGCAUGGAGAGUGUGAAGCAGGCAAAUGCCAAUGCUUCAGUGGCUGGGAAGGAGAUCGGUGCCAGUGCCCUUCAGCAUCAGUCCAGCACUGUGUCAAUUCACAGGGCCAGGUGUGCAGCGGAAGAGGCACAUGUGUGUGUGGAAGGUGUAAGUGCACCGAUCCCAGGAGCAUCGGCCGCUUCUGUGAACACUGCCCCACCUGUCAUGAGGCCUGCAAGGAAAACUGGAAUUGUGUGCAAUGCCCUCACCCUCACAAUUUGUCUCAGGCUAUACUUGAUCAGUGCAAAACCUCAUGUGCUCCCAUGGAACAACAACAGCAUUUUGUUGACCAAACAUCAGAAUGUUUCUCCAGCCCAAGCUACUUGAGAAUAUUUUUCAUCAUUUUUAUAGUUACAUUUCUGAUUGGGUUGCUUAAAGUCCUUAUCAUUAGACAAGUGAUACUACAAUGGAAUAAUAAUAGAACGAAGUCCUCGUCAGAUUACAGAGUGUCAGCCCCAAAAAAGGAUAAGUUGAUUCUGCAAGGUGUCUGCACAAGAGCAGUAACCUACCGACGUGAGAAGCCUGAAGAAAUCAAAAUGGAUAUUAGCAAAUUAAAUGCUCAUGAAACUUUCAGGUGCAACUUCUAAAAAACGAUUUUUAAAUGCCUAAUGGGAAACUGGAAUUUUUAAUAAUUGCUCCUAAAGAUUAUAAUUCUAAAAGUCACAGGAGGAGACAGAUUGCUCACGGUCAUGCCAGUUGCUGGUUGUACACUCGAACAAAGUCUGACAAGCAUCCUCAUCAUCGUGUGACUCACAUAGCUGCUGAGUUUUUCAGAGAAAAAUGUGUCUUACUACUGUUGGAGACUAGUGUCAUUGUAGCACUUUACUGUAACAUAUAACUUAUUUAGAUCAGCAUAGAAUGUAGAUCAUCUGAAGAGCACUGAUUACACUUUACAGGUACCUGCUGUCCCUAUACUUCCCAGAGAGACCUGCUGUGAGAGGGUUUAGUAUUGUGUCACUACAAAGGUACAGUAAUCCCUGCACUGCACACGUGAGGGAAAAAUAAUCUGGCAAGUAUAUUCUAAGGUUGCCAAACACUUCAACAGUUGGUGGUUGAAUAGACAAGAACAGCUAGAUGAAUAAAUAAUUCGUGUUUCACUCUUUCAAAUGGUGAAGAGAUAAAACCUUAAUCUUAAGAGAUUACUGCUUUUUAAAGUGUGUAGUUUUAUACAUGUGUGUUUAUGGUUUGCUUCUUUUUACAAGAUAGAUACUAAUUCCAGCAUUCUCUCUUCUUUGCUUUGAUGUUUUGUUUUUCUUCCUUACAGGAUAAGUUUAUAUAUGUCACAGAUGACUGGAUUAAUUAAGUGCUAAAUUACUACUGCCAUAAAAACCUAAUAAUACAAUGUCACUUUAUUAAAAUACUGGUUUUAAAAGCUGAAUGUUAAUAGGGAGCACAUUAAGUUAUCAUCAAAACCUGAAUAGCUUCAUUGCACACAGGUGUGGAGUUUUGUAUCCUCUUACCUGGUAAACUGAAGGGAUUGGCCAUUGCAUUUGUCUGAUCAUUAAUUCACAAGAUAUUUAGAAACUCUGCCUCAAGCAAAGUACCACAUUUUGAAUGUUUUCUUAGAUUUUGACUCAAAUAGAUAUCACCAUUUUCAAAUGAAAAGCUAUGUUAUCUUUUCCCUUCAAUGCAGCCUAAGGAUGUUCUUUCCCUGGAUCACUCCAACCCUUCUUGCCAGAAUUUAUAUUAAAAAAAAACAAAAACAAAAUUGAAAGAGAAUAGAUGAUAUCUUAGAAAUAAGCUAUUUUUUCUUUUUUCUUUUUUGAGACAGAGUUUCACUUUUGUCACCCAGGCUGGAGUGCAAUGGCUCCAUCUGAGCUCACUGCUACCUCCGCCUCCCAGGUUCAAGCUAUUCUCCUGCGUCAGUCUCCUGAGUAGCUGGGAUUAUAGGCACCCGCUGGCAUGCCCAGUGAAUUUUUGUAUUUUUAGUAGAGACAUGGUUUUGCCAUGCUGGCCAGCUGAUUUUAAACUCCUGACAUCAGGUGAUCCACCUGCCUCGGCCUCCCAAAGUGCUGGGAUUAGAGACGUGAGCCACCAUACCCGGCCACUAAUUCUCCCUUUUUAGUGAGUUAGGGAACUGAGCCUCAGAAAACUUAAAUGAUUUCUAAAAAGACACUCAACUGAUAAAGUGGCCACAUUAGAGAGGAGUUUCUGUCUUCUCAUUGCCAGGCCAGUGUUCAUUGCACAAUAUCAUGCUACCUCUUGAAUCUUUAAAAUACUCAUUUGGCAAAUGUUUUUCAAUGUGAUUUACUUGAGUCUUAAGUGUUUGAGAAGAGUUCAAAGCAAAAGAGAAAGAAUAAUUCAGCUUGCAGUCUUUCAUGCUAAUCAGCUUCUGAAGAGACUGAAGCAUGGCAUAUGUACAGGCGAAUUCCCUCGCACCAAAGCCUGCAUGAACAGUGUUCCCUGGAGUUUUCCAGUGCUCAGCUUGAGACCUUGACACAUGGGCUAUGAGCCCUGUCUUCCCCAAUGGAAAUUUUUUUAGACUUACCUUAUCCCUAUGGACUUAGUCUGAUUUUAUUGGCUAGCAGUCUAACAGUCCUGUGUGGAGUACACAGUUUUGCCCAUGACAACAAAGGACUCUAUUUGAAAUACCUUUUUAUAAUUAACUUCUAUGAUUUGCUGUCUUCCAGCACUUUAAAGUACCAGAUAUUUGCAUUUUGAUGAAGACUAACCCCAUCCUAUAUUCUACUCUAAAGAGAACUGAAAAACCUAUAAUAAGUUGUUCAGCAGCUCCACUGGAUGUCCUCUACAGCCAAGCAAUUAUAAUGCUAAUUUGAACUGUAUUCCUUCCUCAAAUGGGAGGCUGACAUAAUUCAGUGCCAUGAGUCACUUGCAUAAGAAACCUUUGAUCACUAAAAAUCAUGUAAAAAUUGCAUGUAGUAGCCUAAUACACAUAACAUUCUUUUUAAAAAGGAAAAUGGAUGGAUGCCUGACAACUCUCUGAAAAAGUGUAAGAGAGUCAUUAAUUAAAAUGAUGACAGUGUUUGAAAGGAACAUGAUGAUGUGUGUGAACAAUAAACAAAUUUCUGUAUGUAAUGAAUUAUCCAAAAGUUUUACAAAAUGAAAUCCUUAAGAAGCAAGGGUUUAUAUGUUUUACGCCCUAACUAGUUUGUACUAACUUUAUAAUGUACCAAGGCUGUAACCAUAGGAAAGGACAAACUUCCUUGUAGGCAACUCAGUGUUAGAUGAUCGUGGUUAUGCUUGCGAAGUCUUGUGCUUACUUUAAAAAAAAAAAAAAAAAAAAAAAAAAAAAAACUUAAAAAGCUAAUUUUUAAAGAUUGUAGGGCUUAUAUUUUACUUGAAUGAUUGAUAUUUUCCUGUUUAAUGCUUUGUGGGAUGAGAAUAGUUGACUAGUUAGAAUUAAUUAAAUGCUAAGGGAACACAGGGUAUUCUUAAAUUAAAUAAUUUAUGUAAAUAGACUCUGUUUUCAACUAAUAUGGCCACAGGAGCCUUUUGAGAUUCAUUGAUAUUAAACGCAAUUAAUGAAAUUUUACAUUGUUAACAGAAUUGAGAACUUGAACAACACUUUUAGUACAGCAGCAUUUUUGUGCCCUAAAGUAAUGAUUUAUAAAUGUGCCAUACAUACACUACAACAUAACUUUUGCUUUAUAAUGCUUUUUAUUUCUCUGGGGACACCAUUGAACUGCAGUGCACAUGUAUUUAUAAACAUUUGUUAUAUUUUUGGAAACUUGGUAAUAUUUAUUAACUCAUAGACUUUUCUGGAAGACUUAAAAUUUUCACUAAAAUCUGAUUAUGUUUUAAAUGUUCAGUUUAGCUUUGGUUUAUAAAAAUAACAAAAAAAAAUCUAAAGUUAAACAUAAUAGAUAUAUUUCUGGAGGCAAUUUUUCAAAACUCAAAAUUAAAAUUUGUGGAUUCAUGAUAUGUAAUACUUUAAAUAAAUCUGAAAUAUAUUUUUAAUAUUUACUUAAUAUCCAUUGAAGAUAUCCUUCCUUAUGUAAGACAACAGGCAGCCAUCAGACACUGAAAUAUGCUAUGAUAGACUAUGAAGAAUUUUCUCUGUAGAAUUAUAUUCCUCCUGGAACCUGGUAAAGUAGAUUAGACUCAAAGGCUUUUUCUGCCUUUUCUGACUCCUGCUUUUUCCACUCACUCUUCCCAAGAUAUUUUCUAAAGCUUCAAGCUUAGUAAGCCUAGUAGUGAAAAAUAACUGAAUUUAAUAAAGUUCUUCAUUUCCAGACAUCUUUAAUUGAUCUUAAAGCUCAUUUGAAUCUAUGCCCCUGAACAAAGACAGACCUAUUAAAAUCUAAGAAUUCUGAAUUUUCACAACUGUUUGAGCUUCUUUUCAUUUUGAAGGAUUUGGAAUACAUAUAGUUUGGUAAAAGUAUCAAGUGAAAUAGAGUUACAUGGGAGCUCAAUCAUGUGCAUAUUGUAUUCUGUUUUGUUGACUCUCAAUAAUUAAAUUACAACUACUCAUUUAUAUUGACCUUAAGAAUUCCAUUUUAUGCAAUGCAGACCACUGAAAUAUAUUUUCAAACAAGUAUAAAGCUAAUGUUCUUUCAGAUAAUUUUCCUUCCCUAAUUCUUCUAUAGCAAAUUUUUUAUGUAUAACUGAUUAUACAUAUCCAUAUUUAUAUCUCAAAAGACAUCACUUUUUUAAAUUAAAAUCUCUGCAAUUAUGACAUCUUGCCAUUGUUGGCACUUCAGAUGCAGUGUUUUAAAUUAUGCUUGAAUAAAUAUUACACUAAUUCAACUUUAAUGUUCACGAGUCUAGGGGAACUUUUUCUUAUAAAUAUUUGAGAGCCCAUUUAUGAUAACAUGUGAAGCCAAAAUUUCAGGACAACUGAGUCACAUACCACUCAACAUGGAGCCUAACUGCUUAUCAGCUCGGCUCCUGCAUAUCCUUGAGUUUACAAAAGUUCUUUCAGGCCCCCACUUACACUUUAUGUGAGUGCAAAUAAUUUCAGCAAACCCUAACUUAACCAACAAGAGUGGAUGGGUUUGUUUCAUUAACAGAUUUUUAUUCUUUUAAUUCUGUGAGAUCCUUUCAUAUUAUCAUCUCAUUUUUAAACAAAAUUAACUGGAAAGAUAUUACAUGGAACUAUGAUAAUUAGAUUUUGGAGCAUCUUGUAUGCCUUGUAUCAAUGGCAGAAGAAAAAUAAGAUAAAACCAAUCAGUGCUGUGAAAACCAACUUUCUUCUAGAGUCCUCUUACUUUUUAUUCUUCUUUAUCAUUUGUUUUUUUUUCCUCCUUGGCUCUGAUCACUUUAACUUCAAGCUUAUGUAACGACUGUUAUAAAACUGCAUAUUUAAAUUAUUUGAACUACAUGAAAUAAUUGUUCAGCUAUCUGGGCAGCUAUUAAUAUGAGCCUGAGAGUAAGAACACUACUCUUUUAUCUACCUGUAAUACCUUCUGCAUAAAACUUAUCUUUGUAAGCUAACUCUAUUCAUCAGGUUUCUUCUAACCUCUACAACCUACUUCAAUUAAAAUUGUCUAAUAAGUAAUUUUUUUAAAAGAACUCCAAUUGUCAAGGAUGGAAAAUGUGUGAUUUGUGUAAAGAAUUUUUAUGAACUUUACACUUUCCUGCAGAUAAAUGUGAAAUUUUGAUAAGAACCCUACACAAUGACAAGUAUGGUACAUAAAUUUUAUUAAGAAUAUUGAGUAUAAAAUACUUUAAUUCUAAAUUAUAAGAAAAUAAAAAUUUGCUCAUAUUAAUAUAGAAAUUCAUUUUGUGCACAUUAACAUAGCUUUUAAACUAUCUUACAUUAGCUACUUCAUUAUGGUUUUUUGAACUUCUGAAAAAAAUUAGAAUUGUUUUAAGGUUAUCAGUAACAUAAAAACUUAUUUUGUUUCACCUAACAAGUGCUGCAUUUGUAAAAGGAAAUUCAAUACAGAAUAUAUUUAAAUUAAAAUAUUUAAAUAUAAAAUAGCACUAAGAAAUAAGCAAAUUAUCACUGAAUGUAUUUCUUAUUAUUUCUGGCUUUGAAUUAUACCUAACUUAAAUUGUCUAAAUGAUACAGAAUAUUGGAGAUUAUGAUACUUUUACAUAAUAUAUUAUAAACCCGAUCAUAUAACUCUGAUUGACCACUAAUCUCUGUUUUUUGUAUUUAUUAAAUAGCUGACACUGUAGUUUGUUGUGAGAUGUUUAUUUUUCUAACAGAGCUUAUAACAGGACAAGGCAUUUGAUUAAUGCACCAUUCUGUUUAAAAGUAGGUGUUAAUAUGAAAUUGUUUUAAAAUAAAAAUAUAAAACACAAAA
This is a messenger RNA of Callithrix jacchus (white-tufted-ear marmoset), 9146 nucleotides long. It is a transcript of the gene ITGB8, whose product is annotated as integrin subunit beta 8. Gene Ontology annotation, molecular function: integrin binding. Gene Ontology annotation, biological process: cell-cell adhesion; integrin-mediated signaling pathway; cell adhesion mediated by integrin. Gene Ontology annotation, cellular component: focal adhesion; integrin complex; cell surface. The record is from RefSeq and is a predicted model, not a curated record. NCBI's taxonomy places the organism in Eukaryota, Metazoa, Chordata, Mammalia, Primates, Cebidae.